This is a messenger RNA of Klebsormidium nitens, 1639 nucleotides long. The record is from the annotation of a GenBank genome assembly. NCBI's taxonomy places the organism in Eukaryota, Viridiplantae, Streptophyta, Klebsormidiophyceae, Klebsormidiales, Klebsormidiaceae.
AUGCCUGCCGCAGAUGGCCGUAUGUCUCGCUCUCUGGGCUCCCCAAUGGCCCGCUACUCCAAGCGCCCCCGGCGCUCCAACCUGCGCCUCUGUCUGCUUGCAUGCCUUGCGGCAUCGCUGGUCAUUUACUUCUUCUCUGCAUGGCUGGUGGCUUUCCUCCGCUCUCCUCUGAGGAGGACUCCCCCCCCAACGGAUUGCGCGCCAGAGAGGGAUGGCUUUUCUGUGGAGCAGGGGGCCGUAUGCAAUCGGGACUGCGCGGGGGUGUGCUUUCCGCGCGUCAGGGGGCUGUGCAUAAGCAGGGAGCGGGUGACGAUAUGUGGGGAGCAGCCGCCGAUAAGCGACUGGGUCGCGGCUGCCGGGGGCGUGAUGCCAAGUGAGAUGCUGUUCACACGGGAGCGGCCCAGGACCAAAGUGCCUGUGGUCAGGGGAGAGUGUCCCCCCAUGCAAGGGGAGGGAGCAAGCGCAUUGCAAAAGGGGGGCCAGUCUGAGCUGGCGCAAGGCGAGAGCAACGCACGCUGGAUCCGUGGGACGCAGUUCCUGACGGAUUUGAAACAGCUGCCGGUAGGGAAGGAGGGCGUGGGGCCAAACCCGCACCACGAGGCCGAAAAGGUCAUCCCUGCUGUCCUUUUGAACCAGCGGUACGGUCUCGGGAAUUCGACGCUGUACUGGUUUGCGGACCCAUCCACAAUCUCGGCCUUCACGCUGGGGCUGUUGGAAGCGUUCCCGGGGCUGGGGGUUGAGUACCUCAGGUUCCCAGAGGAGGGUGACCCCCCCAUUUGUUUUGAGGAUGCGGUCGUCUUCUCGGGGAUCACGAGCGCGCGCUACAUGCCGGGGAAGGCGGCGAAUGAUUGGCUGCGGGACGAGGUUUUGGGCCACUGCGGAAUCGAGGCGCGGCGCGCGAGCCGCCCCGUGCAGGACGUCGUUUUGCUGAGGAGAGAAAACUCGCGGUCAAUUGCCAACUACUUGUCGGUCGAGGUGAUGCUCGCGCGCUCGCUGCGUGCGCCGGUGCGCACGAUCAUCAGCGGGCAGGGCGACUUUUGCCAGCAGGUGCGGCCGGUGGCCGAGGCCGACUUUCUGAUCACGCCGCACGGGAGCCAGAACACGGGGUUCGUUUUCGCGCGGCCCGGCGCGGUGGUGCUCGAGGUGUUUCCGCUGUACUACUACAUUGACUUUUUCCGGAACUACAUUCACGCGGCGAGCUUGGAGCACUAUGAGAUGUGGGGCACGUGGGGGAGCGGGCGGCGCAUGCCGUGGCUAAUGCGGUUGUACGGGGUGCUGUUAGGGUGGGAGUAUUGCUAUGCGGUCACGCCGUGCAUGAACUACAGCAAGGGGCAGAGUGUGUAUGUGGACCUUGAGCAACUUGAGUGGCUGCUGAAAAGGCUGCCGCGGUCCUACAAGAACGGGUAUAACGUCACCUUGGACUGAUCGCAGAUUUUGGUCGGACCCAAAUGAACACGCAUUUUUGGCUUUAGCUAGCGAGAGUGUUGUCGGGUUUCAUUGUCUUAUCGUCUCUCCACUCUGCAAAUAAAACCAUCAAUCUGCCUGCCUGAUGUGUCGGCAUAAGAGGCCUAUUUCAAUGGGCCGUGAGAAGGAAGAAUGUGGGUUCCAUUGCAUCUUGAUGCAAGCAGUUCUUCGUCGA